CUAGUCUUCAAAUAUAGCGUCCUAUAAACAUUUGUUUUCCUCUUAAUUCUUUCCAUCACCUCCUUGGUGGGAAUUAGCCUCACGUUGUCUUCCUCCCCUUGAAGAAAUGACCAGAACUUCUUGACUGCCUCAAGCUUGAUGUUGUAACGUCUCAUCCUUCUUCGUGCCGCAGCCGCAUAAUCAUCCGUACUUUCUUCGGAAUCACUUGCGUAGGCCACCUCAUCCUCGCUCUCCCAGAGCUCGUAAAAUGUGUCGUCAUCUAUUUUGUGUAGGACACCCUACACAAAAUAUAAACGCUUCACCUCCAAACGGGGGAAAACCAGCCUGUGAAGGCUAACCAUGUGUCGCAAGACACUAACAGUUUUUAAACAAUUCUUAAAAUAAAGCAGACCCAAAAUGGAAAACCUGCAACAAAACCAACGGCAAUUCAGCAAUAAACUUCAGAUAAUAACAGACGCAACACGGAAGCGAACACACAACACUGGACUAUCAUCACCAUCACCACUGGGUGAUACGAAGUAGUAUCAGAGUAAGGGUAGGAGGAGAAUAAAUAAUAUUACUUUUUUAGGAAGGCCAAGAGCAUUCCUGUUUCCCCUCCGAAUAAACCAGCUGUUACUGAAUAAUUACGUAUCGCAACCAUCUUCCUAUUAGUGUCUCCUCUUUUGAGCGAUACAACAAUGAGAGAAUGUAUCAGCCUUCACGUUGGACAAGCUGGAGUCCAAAUUGGCAACGCUUGUUGGGAGCUCUAUUGUCUUGAACAUGGUAUCCAGCCAAAUGGUCAGGUAUCAUUUGAAGAGACUUCUGCUGCUAAUAAUUCGUCUAGCACGUUCUUUUAUGAGUUAGGCUCUGGGAAACGUGUCCCCAGAGCCAUAUUUAUUGACUUAGAACCCUCAGUUGUUGAUCAAGUACGCGCUGGAAAAUACAGCCGAGAUCUUCACAUCAGAAGGACCGUUGACCUCUAUGACGGUACAUACUUCUCCUUGUCUGUCCCAAACAAUAAUAUCGGGCCCGUUAUGUUUGUAAUUGAUGGGAGUAUUCCACCAGUAUUCCAUGUGUUGACGUUUGCAAAACAGGAUCUGGAAGCUAUCAUUUUCUGCGUGAUAGCUGUCUGUAAUAAAAUGAAAGUAAGAUAA
This is a messenger RNA of Octopus bimaculoides (California two-spot octopus), 1133 nucleotides long. RefSeq names its product tubulin alpha-1C chain. Gene Ontology annotation, cellular component: microtubule. Gene Ontology annotation, molecular function: structural constituent of cytoskeleton; GTP binding. The record is from RefSeq and is a predicted model, not a curated record. Gene Ontology annotation, biological process: microtubule-based process. Lineage: Eukaryota; Metazoa; Mollusca; Cephalopoda; Octopoda; Octopodidae.